CGCUAAUUCAGUCAACCCAAGUUGCAGACUUCGACUCCGACCAACUUUUUGCAUCUCCGUCAUACGUCACUGGCACUUCACCGAAGAUCCAAUUUUCUCCUUAUAAUCUCGAUUGCGGAUGUCAGUCUUUUAUAGCGCAAGUGUCCAGCACUCUGGAGAAAGGCUGUUUAAUCUGAAAAUGUAACUCCAGUGCAACUCUUUCCUGAGGACAUUUCCUUUGCCUUUUCAUCUCCCGGACCCGGGUUCAUCUCGCCGGAUCGAGAGGACCGUGGCACCCCUGAGCUCCCGGUGAGCUGGCAAGUCAAUCAUCGCAACGGACGCGGUGGAUGCGACGUGCCUGGAUGAGCUGAGGAGGCGCAGUGGACUUCCAAUCCAUCUCCAGGACUGGCUCUGACUGAGCCGGCGGUUUAGAUGACAAUCGUGGCAGUAACUGUCCAACCAUAGUUAAAUGAGACUUGCAAGAAUCUUCAUUCUUGAACUUGGUCUUGGAGGAAGCAGACAACCAGAAGAGUGAGAAGGAGAUUAUCAAAGAAACGACGUCAACACAAACAAAAUUGAAGUAAAGGGGAAAUAAAGGAAAUUAAUUUGGAAAAAAUCAAGUUCUAAUUCCAGAGUGUUUGCUGGUGUUCACUAUUGUCUUCCACUAUCAAAAGAAAAGGGGAACAAGCAUGAUGAUCCCUUUCAGAGUUCUACUCCACUACAGGACUGGACUUUUUAUUUUGAUUUCCAUCUUCAUUUUAGCGGUGCUCUUCCUCGAGUUCCAGGUGCAAGAUAUUCAUGAUGAACGAGAUAAACAACUUCGUGAUGCCCUUGACAACGGCCACAUGAGGCACCUGCAGAAGGUCCCGACCCCUCUGGUGGCGGACGAACUUCUCCAGCAGAAGCCGAUGUACCCCUUGAUAAUCUACAACCGGGUGCCCAAGACCGGCAGUACGUCCCUCACCAGCCUCCCCUACACCCUUUGUGAGACGCUCAGGUACCACGUCCUUCACAUCUGCACGGUGGAGCACACGCAAGUGUUGUCCGUCCAGGACCAGGUGAGUUUCACAGACCUUGACAGCAGAACCUUGGUCAUCACCUUGAGCCAGAAUCUUUGACAUUGACUACUGACACAGCAUGUUUUGCAUUAGUAUUUUACAAAGGGUUUGAGAGCAGACUAACCUUUUGUCAAAUACCCA
Molecule: messenger RNA, 1178 nt
Organism: Lytechinus variegatus (green sea urchin)
Lineage: Eukaryota; Metazoa; Echinodermata; Echinoidea; Temnopleuroida; Toxopneustidae
Product: heparan sulfate 2-O-sulfotransferase 1-like
Exons: 2
Coding region: 669-1097 (142 amino acids)
Source: RefSeq, a predicted model, not a curated record